Pundamilia nyererei is the source of this 1575-nucleotide messenger RNA. RefSeq lists its product as uncharacterized. The coding region runs from base 85 to 1575 and encodes 496 amino acids. The record is from RefSeq and is a predicted model, not a curated record. Lineage: Eukaryota; Metazoa; Chordata; Actinopteri; Cichliformes; Cichlidae. The transcript is spliced from 14 exons.
CAGAGAGCUGUGGUACUGGAGCAUCGAAGAUCUCCUCGAGAUGUAAAUGAUAGAGUACAGAAGCUAGAGAUAAGGGUGGGGGAGAUGGCUCGGGUGCUGGAUGAGGUCAGAGCUCAGACUGACAGACUGUUGAGCCUGGAGAAUAGGAUGGAGGAGCUGGCUCGUAAGCUGAAUGUGGCCACUAGAAAUGAUAGCCUGCAACAUCUGGAGGAUAUAUCAAGGGAGCUGGAUCGCAUGCAGAAAACGAUCAACACUCAGACUGACAACCUGUUGAGGCUGGAGAAUAGGAUGGACAAGCUGGCACAUACACUGAACGUGGCCAUUCAAAAUGAUAGCCUGCAACAUUUGGACAAUAUAUCACGGGAGCUGGAUCGCAUGCAGAAAAUGUUCAUAGCUCAGACUGACAAACUGUCGAGGCUGGAGAAUAGGAUGGACAAGCUGGCACAUACACUGAACGUGGCCAUUCAAAAUGAUAGCCUGCAACAUCUGGAGAAUAUCUCAAGGAAGCUGGAUCACAUGCAGAAAACGGUCAAAGCUCAGACUGACAACCUGUCGAGGCUGGAAAAUAGGAUGGACGAGCUAGCACGUACACUGAACGUUGCCAUUAGAAAUGAUAACCUGCAACAUCUGGAGCAUAUAUCAAGAGAGCUGGAUCAUAUGCAGAAAACCGUCAAAGCUCAGACUGAAAAACUGUCAAUGCUGGAGAAUAGGAUAGACGUAACCACUAGAAAUGACAGCCUCCAAAAUCUGGAGGAUAUAUCAAGAAAGCUGGAUCAUAGGCUGCACUUGGUCAGUGUUGAGAAUGAAAAACUAAAGAGAGAGAUGUACUUCCUGAAAUCAUGUUUGAAGGAGCAAUGCAAAGAAGUAAUUGAUCUUGUGGAAGCACUAAACCUACCUCACCGAAAAAGUGCGAGCAGCGGCAUGAUCUACAAACUACGUAACAGAGCACCCCACCUGACACUUCCCGCUGAAUAUUCUCACUUCCUGUACUCCAACCUUCAGGGUAGCAUGGGUGUUCAUGUGGUGGGGCGCCAGGCGCCUCGAUCCACUGCCACCAUCUUUUCUCUUUCGACUGCAUCUUCGCCUAUUCUCCAGAUCAUCUCCUCCACUGUCAAUAACACCCUGCGUGUGGACUACCAGGUUGAAGGAAGAGCGCACGACUUUGCCAGCAUUAACCUUCUGGACACAAACCCUUUUGCAAGUGAAAAGUGGGGUCAUCUGGCUGUGAGCCUGGAGCCUGACAGACUGGCAUUUUUUGUGGACUGUCAAGAAGCUGCAGUUUUUCCGAUAGAAAAUGAGAACAGGAUCAACCUAGAACUGCCUCAAGAUGUUCUCAUCACUCUUGGCAGCACAUUAGGAAAGAGAAGCAGUAAAUUUAGUAUGCACAUGACCCAGAUUCCCAGACUGACUCCAGCAAACCUCACAAUGAUUUACCCAGUAAACUUCAAACAAACCACAGAUCACAGGACCAAACCAGCUAUCAUCCUCAGGAGAUCCAGAGUGAUCAGAUGCAGGGAGCUGAGCCUCCUCGAGGUGAUAAUUCUGCUUCUCAGGAACAGAAAGAUGAGAGACUGA